AUGGCGUCGAAGGUUUUUCGCAUCUCGGGGCUCCCGCCCCAAACUGACACCAAUACGUUACGGGAGGCUCUUGGGUUGAAACAAGAGGAUAUUAUCAAUAUAAAAGCCAUCUCUCCAUGUUGUUCUGAUCCUGCCACAAAAGUCGCUAUUGUGGAAUUCGGACAAGGCCCGCCAUCCUACUUGAAGGAUAUGAUUGAGGGUCACAAAUCCGAUCACCAGGUUGAGAUGGCUGGGUGUGACGACUUGAACAUCGAUAUGAACUUUUACGGACUUGCUCAACUAUACGCUACGCCGCAUAAAGCAGACAUCUCUGCAGAUAUUGUAGCAGUGACAAGUAUUGCCGGCCAUGCGUUCGGAUCGUGGCGAGGGAGGGGGAAUUUACGCAGAAUGUGGCUGCAAGACUUCCUUCAAAAAGACUUACCGAACUGUCGAACCAUGAUCUUUGGUUACAACUCAAAGCUGGAUAGUCCUGGUAUUCACCAGAUCGAGGAUUACAGAGACAAUCUUUUGACGGAGCUAAAGAAGGCUAGAGUAUCAGGCGAAGAGCAGAGUAGACCUAUCAUAUUCAUUGGACAUAGUUUCGGGGGGAUCAUUAUUACACAAGCUCUGGUAAAAAGUCGGGACACGAAACCAUCUUCCGACCCGGAUAUUAAUGCAAUACACAAAGCAACCUACGCCACACUCUUCUUCGGCACCCCACAUCGUGGUUUCAACGUGGAAAGUCUCACAAAAAUGCUGAAAAUAGUAAGCUUCUAUGAAACGAUAAAAUCACAAACUCCGGAAAAGGUUAAUAAAGGAUUUGAAAGAAUAGGCGGAUACCAACUUUCAGUUUCUAAAACAUCCGCCCUGCUUAACCCCCCAGAGGGUGAAAUAACAGUGUGUGUGAACGAAGACCACACCCACCUCGUCAAGUUUGACAGCAAGCAGCGUUCGGCUUACAGCGACACUAUCUUGAAUCUCAAACGGUUUGAGAGGGCUCCUCCGGGUUUACCAGCUGCCUCCGCUUCCCUGAUCCCCACGAUGCCACCUAUCAUCCCCGUGCCGCACAUUCUCCCAGCAUCACCAACUGUCCCAGGAUCCCCAGGCAUAAAUAACCAGACCCCAUUCCGCGAUGCUUACCCCGAAUUGCAGAGCCUGCAACCCCCCUUGAAGAGCCGCCGCUAUUAUACACGGAUACCGAAGGGAAAACUUGAGGCCGAGAGGAAAAGACAACAAGCAGUAUCUAUUAUUAAAAGUGGUAGUAUGGGUAGGAUACCUGAUCAAGGCAAGUCUUCAUUUUCACCCGAGGAUGAAGAGAAUGGGGAAAAAUUUGAAUAG
This is a messenger RNA of Morchella sextelata, 1317 nucleotides long. RefSeq lists its product as uncharacterized. Bases 1 to 1317 code for a protein of 438 amino acids. The record is from RefSeq and is a predicted model, not a curated record. The transcript has 8 exons. NCBI's taxonomy places the organism in Eukaryota, Fungi, Ascomycota, Pezizomycetes, Pezizales, Morchellaceae.